Molecule: messenger RNA, 1503 nt
Organism: Prorocentrum cordatum
Lineage: Eukaryota; Dinophyceae; Prorocentrales; Prorocentraceae
Source: the annotation of a GenBank genome assembly
CGGCGCGGCAUCUGGCGCGGGGCGCGCGGGCGGCGGUCGGCAUGCAAGAAGAGGGCCGCCGAGGACGGCCCUCAGCCCGCCAAGCGCUCCAAGACCUUCGAGGGGUUGCGGGGAUGUAAGGGUGGCGGUUUCGCGGAGGACUUGAGGGCGGCCGCCGACGCUGUGCCGGACUUCGUGCCCGUGCUGUCGUCCCCGUGCCCGGGCGGCCGCGUGGUGGCGUCCGUGCGCAAGGUGACCCUCAGCUCCGACAAGACGGCGCAGCCGCGCUGCGCGUGGUGGCAGCUGCAGCACGGCAGCCCGCCCGUCGGCCCGGUGGAGAGCGGCGCGGUGGACCUCUCGAGGCUGGACGACGACGUCGUCGCGGUCGCCCUGACCGCCGAGGUCGCAGGGGCCGGCAAGGAGAAGGUCACCGAGUGGGUCGAGGGCGGGGCGCAGACGGCGGGCAAGGCCCCCCCGUGGGUGGCGGCGCUGGCCUCCGGCGGGGAGGGCGGGGAGCUGGUGCGGCUGCGGCGGGCCGAGGGCCUGGCCGCGGGCAGCGCCUGGCUCGUGGCCGUCGUCGCCCGCGCGCCCGAGGGCUCCGGCUGGAGCGCCCAGGGCAUCGACGAGGUGUACCCGGCGGAGCGGUUGAGGGCCCUGCUGCAGCUGCGCUGCAAGGAGAUCGUGGCCGCGCCGCCGCCCGCCGAGGGGCGCAUUUGGGCGCGGCGGGUGUAUUGCCCAGCCGCGGUGCCCCGCGCGCGCAGGGACGAGUACGUCUAUGGCCUCGUGGUGUUGUCGCUGCCGGGGGCGGCCCGGGGGAAGAUUGAGAUGCUCAUGGCGUUUGCGGUGUCGAGGCUGCUAUACUGUGUCGAGACACUUUUCUUCCCCGGGCUGAGAGACUCCAACCCUUACCUCGCUUCUGUACUUUACAAGUUGACUGCGCACAUGCCAGAGGAAGAGGCGGACGACGACCUGCUCGUGACAGGCUCGACCGGCGUGCCCUGGCCCGAGGCGGACGCGGAGGACGUCAGCGGCCAACUGGUGCCGGUCGACGAAGACGUCACGGGCGAGCUGGGCCACACGGACAUAUUCCUGCUCACGCUGACCUCUGCGGGCGAGCUGGGCCCGUGGCAGAAGCAGCUGCGCUCACCCGGCGACCAGCGGCCCACCGCCGCGGCGGGCGAGGCGGCGGGGGGGCACGUGUACGUGGCGGGCGUCUCCUCGGGCAGCGGGCUCUCCCCGGAGCUGGGCGCCCCGCCACUCACGGCCUUCGGGGGCGAGGACGCGCUGCUGAUGAAGCUGAUCUGGGGGCGCGCGGCGGCGCAGUGCUUCCGGGGCUCGCCCUGCGAGGUGGGCAUCCCCGAGGGCCUGGGCCUGUCGCCGGGGGACGGCGCGGUGCUGGCGGCGGCGCGCUGCGGCCUGAACGCCUCCAUCCUGGCGGCGCGCACGGGGUGGCGUUGGGAUGCCGCUCCUGGGAGGUAUCCAGGGAUUCAGCAUUGGGUCGGCGAUCCUGAGCACACGUGUUAG